Ylistrum balloti is the source of this 2266-nucleotide messenger RNA. RefSeq names its product BUD13 homolog. NCBI's taxonomy places the organism in Eukaryota, Metazoa, Mollusca, Bivalvia, Pectinida, Pectinidae. Bases 1 to 1527 code for a protein of 508 amino acids. Gene Ontology annotation, cellular component: RES complex; U2-type spliceosomal complex. Gene Ontology annotation, biological process: mRNA splicing, via spliceosome. The transcript is spliced from 6 exons. Gene Ontology annotation, molecular function: RNA binding. The record is from RefSeq and is a predicted model, not a curated record.
AUGGCAGGAGCCGGAGCGGCAAUCAGCCUGAGCAAAGCAGACUAUUUGAAACGUUAUCUAUCUGAUGCUACUGACGAGAAAAAGAAGAGAAAGAAAAAGAAACCCAAAUCAGCUGCAAUAGCUCCUCGUUCCAGGAUUGUUGAUGAUGAUAUUGACUUUAAGACAACACUGCCAGGGAAUUUAGAAAAUACGCUGGACGAGGAUGUUGGUGAUGAUGACCCAACAGUUGCUGAGAUUAUAGAUGAACGCCCUGAUCAUGUGAAACGACUCGAGUCCUACAGGGACUCAGAAGGCAAAUGGAGACUAAUGAACAGGACAGAAAAUGAAAGCAAAACUGAGCAGUCAUUGCAAAGAAGAAGCAGACACGAUUCUGAUUCUGACCAAUCACCUCUGAGGACUCACAAAAGAAAUGACUCCAAUUCUGACCAAUCCCCACCAAGGAGAAAAAAGAGAAAUGACUCAGAUUCUGACCAAUCACCUCCAAGAAGAAAAAAGAGAAAUGAUUCAGAUUCUGACCAGUCGCCACCAAGGAGAAAAAAGAGAAAUGACUCAGAUUCUGACCAAUCACCUCCAAGGAGAAAAAAGAGAAAUGACUCAGAUUCUGACCAAUCACCUCCAAGGAGAAAAAAGAGAAAUGACUCAGAUUCUGACCAAUCACCACCAAGAAGAAAAAAGAGAAAUGGCUCAGAUUCUGACCAAUCACCUCCAAGGAGAAAAAAGAGAAAUGGCUCAGAUUCUGACCAAUCACCUCCAAGGAGAAAAAAGAGAAAUGACUCAGAUUCUGACCAAUCACCUCCAAGGAGAAAAAAGAGAAAUGACUCAGAUUCUGACCAAUCACCACCAAGAAGAAAUUGUUCAAGCAAGGGAGAUAAUGUAGGAAUACAAAAACAAAACUCUGAUGACAAAAUGAAAAGAACUUUAUCUGGAAAGGUAGCUGGUUUAUCUAGUGCUGCAGACAUGAAAAAAGAGUCGGUGAAAAUGAAAGCCAAGGAAGAGGCUGCAUUUAAAAAGAUUGGUACAGAGCUGUUGGGAAAAGACGCAGCCACUGUAUUUCGGGACAAGAAGAGUGGAAGGCGGAGGAAUUUGGCACAAGAGGAAGAAGAGACAGCGGAGGAGAGGGCUUUAAAAGCAGUCAAGGAUGCCAAGUAUCAGGACUGGGGCAAAGGUUUAAAACAAAAGGAAGUGAAGGAAUCUAUGAUGAUGGAUCAGUUACAUGAAAUAAGCAAACCACUAGCUCGUUACCGUGACGAUGCUGACCUUGACAGUAUGCUGCGAGAACAAGAUAGAGAAGGAGACCCGAUGUUGGCAUUUAUAAAAAAGAAAAAACAGAAAGGAGGUGCUAAGGUUAAAGAGUUACCAAGAUACAAGGGACCAGCUGGUCCACCAAACAGAUAUGGAAUCCAACCGGGGUACCGAUGGGAUGGCGUUAAUAGAUCUAAUGGAUUUGAAGCACAGCUUUUUGCGAAAAUGUCAGACAGGAAGGCAGUAGCUAACCAGGCUUAUAAAUGGAGUGUGGAGGAUAUGUAGGACUUCAUGUCCCAGGGAAGAUAGACUCUUCACAUGGACAAAGGCAAUCAUCUUCAGUUAAAAAGGAGCAUAUGUUACUGUGGAUUUCAGUAUCCUAGAUGAGUUAUAUUCACUGAUACAAGGAAGGCACUCAUCUUGCUUGACAUGGGUUCUGGGGGAGAUAUGUAAGUCCUCAAGUCUUAAGUUAAAGGAAGACUCUACAAGUGGAUGUAGGCAGUCAUGUUCAUUGACUUACCUAACUGCAGUGUCAAGGAUAUGUAAGUCUUUGUGUCCUAAGGGUAGGAACAUUUCUUGUAGGUGGUCAUGUUUAGCUACAGAACUUUCAAUCAAUAGGCACUGGAUGUAGACAGCAACCUCUUAAAACAGUCAUAUGAUAAAGUUUUAGUUGUUCUUGUGGUUGUUGGAUAUAGAAACUUGUAAGCAACAGAUUCCUAUUUUACAUUUGAGAGAAAUAUGCCAUGCCAGUUAGACUUUUAAUUUUGUGAUAAACUGCAAGCAAUCCUCUUCAUCUGUAACUCAACCAGACAUGAAUUUGAAUCCUUCAUGCAUGCAGCUGUCGUACCUUAAGAUACAAAUACAAAUUGUUAGUCCACCAUCAUUAGAUGGUGGGUUGCUCAUACCAAACUUUGUCUGUGAUCUGUCCAUCUGUCCUAAAACUUUUCUUGUAAUUUGAUUUUUCUUUAGAAGCACUAGAUGGAUACUAUUCAAUUUUCAUACAUAGGUUUCCCUGUGUCACUUG